CUCUUUUCAUAGGGUGACUUAUCUCAACAUAUCAAAAAGGAUUCAGCGAUGUAUACAGAAAAACUUACAAAAAGGAUAUUGUAUUUCUACUGGACUGAUACUCUACUAAAACAUACAGCAGACCUGCUGAUUCUCUAAUGGUUAUUCAUGAAGCAAAAGAAGAGAAAGUGAAAGACAAGUCUAGAUCAUUGGAUUUGAAAGCUGAAAAUGGCUUUUGUGAAAACUGUAUCUGUGGAAGAUCUUUCUUGUCCUGUGUGCAGUGAAAUCUUCAAGGCUCCUGUUAUCCUGUCAUGUAGUCACAGCGUUUGUAAAGAAUGUCUUCAGAAGUUCUGGGACACCAGGAAUACUCAGGAUUGUCCUAUCUGCAGGAGAAGAUCUUCAAAACUCGGCCCUCCUUGUAAUCUGGUGUUAAAAAACUUAUGCGAGUCAUUGACAGAAGAAAAGGCUUCAGGGUCUGAGGAGGUCUGCAGUCUCCACAAUGAGAAACUCAAACUUCUCUGCUUGGAUGAUGAGCAACCUGUAUGUGUUGUGUGCAAAGAUUCAGAAAAACAUGCCAAUCACAGUUUCCGCCCCAUCAAUGAAGUUGUUCCAUCUUACAAGGAGCAGCUCAAAACAGCAUUGAAGUCCUUACAAGAGAAAUUUAAACACACAGACAAAAUGAAAAGAGAGUAUAAUAAAACAGUUCUGCAAAUCAAGACUCAGGCUGAGCACACAGAGCGGCAGAUUAAAGAGGACUUUAAAGAGCUUCAUCAGUUUCUGCAAGAUGAAGAAGACGCUUCAAUCACUGCACUGAGGAAAGAAGAAGAGCAGAAGAGUCAGAUGAUGAAGGAGAAGCUCGAAGAGAUCAACAGACAGAUCUCAGCUCUAUCAGACACAAUAAAAGAAAUAGAGGACAAAAUGAAUGCCAGUGACGUCUCAUUUCUAAAUAGUUUUAAUGCCACAAUGGAAAGAGCCCAGAGUUCACAACAGGAACCUCAGAUGCUUUCAGGAGCUUUGAUCAAUGUGGCUGAUCAUCUGAGAAACCUGACCUUCAGAGUCUGGAAGAAGAUGCAGCAACUUAUUCAAAACACUCCUGUGACUCUGGACCCAAACACUGCACAUCCACGUCUGACUGUGUCUGAUGAUCUGACCAGUCUGAAACGCAGCAAGACACAGAAACUGGUUCCUGAUAAUUCAGAGAGAUUUGAUAAAUAUUCCUGUGUUCUGGGUUCAGAGGGCUUUGACUCAGGUACACACUUCUGGAAUGUGGAUGUUGGAGACAAUUCAUGGUGGAUUAUAGGAGUAACCACAGAAUCAAACCAAAGGAAGGGAGCAGAUUUCUUUAACACCAGUGUCUGGUGUGUUUGGUACAAAGAUGAAGAAUAUUUCUCACAGUCCCCAGAGAUCCCCAACAACCCCUUUUUAGUUAAAGAGAAGCUUCGGAAGGUGAGAUUGGAGCUGGACUGGGACGGAAGAAAACUAUCAUUUUGCGAUGCAGUAUCUAACAAACAUCUCCACACGCUGACAACCACCUUUACAGAGAAAGUCUUUCCAUUCUUUUACAGUCGUGAUGAAACCUUCCCUCUAAGAAUAUUACCGGCUAAAGUGGUUGUUGGGGUCCACCCAAGUUUGUUAGAAUGAUUUAAUUGGCUGCAAUUAAUCUCAGUGUGUUUGUGUCUAAUCUUCAGUCUUAAACUCUUGAGUGAACUUUUUACAGUCAAAUGAAUCCAAAUUCUUCUGAAUUCACUGUCAUAAUGAGUGUUGUAGGUUAAUGCAACAUUCAUUUCUUGUACUGAGCAUCUCUAAUACCAUCAUCUUGCUCUUAACAAGUCUAACUUCAACCCCAUGAUCAAGACGCUAAACACCUUUUGUCACUUUUUGCAUGUAAAGUUUUUAGUCUCAUCCUGCAGUUGGGACGUUUCUCAGGAUAUGAUCACCCUAGUGGUGGGCUGAUAAUGUGAAACUUGGUCUCUUAUGAUAAUUAAGCUAUUUAAAGGUAGGGUAGGGAGUUUCUGAGCUAUUAGUGUCACCUAGCGGAAGUACAAAAAUAAAAUAGGCUAAUUUACAUCACAAACACAGCUAUUACAGAUCUAUAAAAGUCUGUUAAAGAGAAGAAAUGUCUUAACGGGUAAAAGUUGACUGGUUUCAAUAAAUGGUCACACAUAUUAGAAAUACUUUAACUUUAAGUUUAGCUUACCUGUCGAGAAGAAACAUCAUAAGUAUGUCUUAUAGAUUGAACCCAAACAUUCCGACAAAUUCCGGAAUUUUUUUUCUAAUAAGCAGUGUUGGGCAUGUUACUUUAAAUAAAGUAAUUAGUUAUAGUAACUAGUUACUAGUUACUUCUCACAAAUAGUAACUUCAUUUGCAUCAUUAUAAAAGUACCUAAUUACCAGGGAAAGUAACUAUUGUAUUACUUUUUUAAAAAAUGUUCAAAUAUGUAAAAUAACUUGGAUGCCCUCAAUAUUAAAUAUGUUAAAUGAACGAAAUUUAAACAAAUGAAAUUUUUAGUUUACUCACCAGAUAUAUAAAGCUUAAUGGCACCGUUUUUUGAAAAUCUGAAUGUACGCUUAGCAUUAUAAUAUGACAUUAGGAUAUUUUUGCAUUAAACUUUAGCUGUUAGAACUUUAGAAUAACCAUGUAUGAUUGCAUAUUUGUCAUAAUGACUGAACUUAGGACUGGUGGUGGUCCUUAAGAUAUUGUUUGUAAUUUAGUGUUUCUAUAAAAAAAGGUAAAAAAACAAAAAAAUAAAAUACUGAAAAGACAAGAAAACUACUGUGAAUUCUACUACUAAUAACAAUAUAAAACGCACUAUGGAUUCAUGAACUGCUAGGUUCAUGAAUAUUAAUCACGUUGUCUGUGGUCGCGCAAACUGAUCUGCUGAAAUCAAAACGGGUUGUUAAUAGGUGAGCGCCAGCCAAUGAGAUUGCGCAUUAGUUCCGUCUACUACCAGUGAAACUGGCAGUUCUUAAAAGCUAAAGAAUUCCAAAGGAACUCCGUUAUUUUGACAGGAAAAUACAGCAAAGAACAUUGUUUACAUGUAGCGUGUCAAUUCUGUAUGGUUGUCCUCUAAGUCUAGCCCAGAUGAUUCAACAAUUCACUGAGAUUAAACCCAUUUCUGUUCAUAAUACUUCCUGUCAUGUGGAAUUAUAUGCUGAUGAUGUUCUGGUUUUCAUGGAAAACCAAACAAUUGUUUCCCUCUAUGAAUCAUAUUGUGCACAGGACAAACAUCUUUUUAGAAGUAGGCAAGGACAUCAAGAGAUAUCUGAACAGAUGGAUGAAUCUGCCCAUUUCUCUGCAUACCUGAACCUCUACUUAAUUAAUUUGCCUUGACUUGAUUUUUUGCUCUCUGUCACCCCUUUCCCAUCAUGUCAACUUCUGGACAAAAUCCAUGGUAAUAAAUCUGGAAUAAAGUUAGAAAAUGUAUCUACUAAGCAAUGUCUGUUGCACUUUUGGUCCUCCCUCACAUUGGAGUAAGACUGGUAUCAACAGUUUUUUUCCUGUAUUGAUUCUGAU
This is a messenger RNA of Labeo rohita (rohu), 3492 nucleotides long. Its product is annotated as zinc-binding protein A33. Gene Ontology annotation, molecular function: protein binding; zinc ion binding. NCBI's taxonomy places the organism in Eukaryota, Metazoa, Chordata, Actinopteri, Cypriniformes, Cyprinidae. The transcript is spliced from 6 exons. The record is from RefSeq and is a predicted model, not a curated record. Bases 208 to 1620 code for a protein of 470 amino acids.